AGGCUGACAACCUAGAUCGCUCCCCUGGACUUGCCUGACUUUUCCAUUUCAUCCCACCCAGCGAAACCCCCCCUCGCGACGCGGAUGGGAAGCCGGAGGACCCAGCGAGCAUGCGCGACCAUCCCGAGCAUGCUCAGUAGCGCGCACGGCGCCCCGGAGCUUCGCCCCCAAGCUGCGGCCGACGCGGAGAUUUCCGCGGCUUCUGCGGCAGCGACGGGAAGUGAGGCGGCCCGGCCGGGCGACCGCGGCCGCAGAAACACAGGCGGAAGAGUCGCUGAGGCGACGACGUCGUUGAAGGGGGUGGCCGAGGGGGCUGAGUGCCGAGGGGACUCACCCACUCGGAAGCCGGACCCCGAGCCGGGCAGGAUGGAUCACCACCAGGCGGGGACUGGCCGCUACCAGGUGCUUCACAAUGAAGAGGAUAAUUCAGAAUCAUCUGCUGUAGAGCAGCCAUCUACUUCAAACCCAACACCACACACCGUGCAGGCUGCUCCUUCAGCAUCUGGACGUGAGACUGACUCUUCUCCUCCCCCUUACAGUAGUAUUACCGUGGAAGUACCUACAACUUCAGAUACAGAAGUUUACAGUGAGUUUUAUCCUGUGCCGCCUCCUUACAGUGUUGCUACCUCUCUUCCCACGUACGAUGAAGCUGAGAAAGCCAAAGCUGCUGCCUUGGCAGCUGCAGCAGCAGAAACAUCUCAAAGAAUUCAAGAGGAAGAGUGUCCACCAAGAGAUGACUUCAAUGACCCAGACCAGCUCAGAGUGGGUAAUGAUGGGAUUUUCAUGCUGGCAUUUUUCAUGGCAUUUAUUUUCAACUGGCUUGGAUUUUGUUUAUCCUUCUGUAUCACCAACACCAUUGCUGGAAGGUAUGGUGCCAUCUGUGGAUUUGGCCUUUCAUUGAUCAAAUGGAUCCUUAUUGUCAGGUUCUCUGAUUAUUUUACUGGAUAUUUCAAUGGACAAUACUGGCUUUGGUGGAUAUUUCUUGUACUUGGCCUGCUUCUUUUCUUCAGAGGAUUUGUUAAUUAUCUAAAAGUCAGAAACAUGUCUGAAAGUAUGGCAGCUGCUCAUAGAACAAGGUAUUUCUUCUUAUUAUAGAGACUGCAUCGACCAGACAUUCCUUUCUUAUAUCAAUGUGAAAUUUCCAGAUCAUCUGUAUCUGCAACUUCAAUAGGAUAGAAGACUAUUAAACACAGAAGACAAAUUCGUGAAGAAAAUUGAAUUCAUUUCAAAAUUGAAUGGCAGAGUGGUUUAUGCUUAAAAGCCAUUUCUGUUCAUUCUUUUAAAUAUUUAUGUUUCAUUGGUUUUGCAGAGUUGCAUAUGUGCCCAUUUAAAAGAUUUGCAUAGACUUGAAAGAAACCAUACAGUUGUCGCAGUCAAGUCCAGUCACAUUUGAUUAAUCAGUGUUUGAUAUAAUUGAAAGAGUUGAGUGAUAAACAGUCUUCCAGCAUGUAAAUGCCAUUGACUUCUGACCUGACAUUUAGUACAGUAAAAAUGAAAAUUAUUAACCAUGUCAAAUGCUUUAGUUUCUGGCUCUCAGAUUUAUCUAGUAACUCUACAGAGGAAAUAUUCUUUGUUAUAUAUAAGUUUUUUGAAACCUGCAGUGCUGAUUAUUAGAAAGGAUUUGUCAGACUUUUGAACAUGAUAGUUAUAUCAUUAUUUAGCAAAACUUUCUGUAAAUAACCAUGCAAACCAUGCAUAAAUUACUUUCUGCAUUGUUUUCUUAGAAAUUGUACUAGGUAUCUUUCCUUAAUUUAAGUGGACAUAAUAUAUUUAGAAAAUUUGGAUGUUAAAGAUAGUUUUAGGACAAAUUUUAGAAAACGUGGGUAUGCCACAUUUCCUUUAUAAGAAAAUCUUUUUUUCUUUUUUUUAAAAGGACAUGCCAAAAAUGAGAAGCUUGGUUAUUAGCAUUGUCCAUCUUAUAGGUUCUUAGAGGAAGAGAUUGUAUUAGAUAUUAUAUUUAUUUCAUUUAAGACAUUUUUGAAAAUUAAUUUUCUGAAUAAGAUAUUCUUGUUUGCAUUUUAUCUUUUAAAAAACCAAUAAAAAUAUCUUUCAGUAUCAUUGUAAUAUUUUUUUCCUUCAGAUGUUUAGCUUAGCGAAUAAAAACUUGUGCUUUUAAUAUCUUCUUGCUUUCUGAUUGUAAGGUUAAUUUGUAAAAAUCAUUUCCUGAAUCGAGAUACAUGAAAUAUUUGUUUUCAAGUUAUGGAAAUGUGUCUGUGGAAUGUGGGGGUGUGAGUGUGUUGCGAAAGUGUAUGUGAAUAUGUAUUAUUACAACUGGAAUCUAUUUUGCAUUCAUAAGCUACUAUAUUUUGUAAAUCAUUUUAUGGUUCAUCUGUCUUCUUUUCAGUUAUAUCUUUGCUUUUGAAUGCCAAUGUUAAAAAUUACCUUUUAAACUUAAAAAUCAGUUAAUACAACUAUAUAGAACAUUUAAAAUUGAUUGCUUGUUUAUUAUUAGACACCAACUACUAAAAGAUACAUUUAAAACUAUUCAGGGUCAUUUUCCACUUCUGAAAAAAUAAAAUUUAUUAUGCUUUAUAA
Molecule: messenger RNA, 2535 nt
Organism: Bubalus bubalis (water buffalo)
Lineage: Eukaryota; Metazoa; Chordata; Mammalia; Artiodactyla; Bovidae
Gene: NDFIP2
Product: Nedd4 family interacting protein 2
Exons: 8
Coding region: 85-1095 (336 amino acids)
Biological process (GO): metal ion transport; ubiquitin-dependent protein catabolic process; positive regulation of protein ubiquitination
Cellular component (GO): perinuclear region of cytoplasm; Golgi apparatus; endoplasmic reticulum
Molecular function (GO): WW domain binding
Source: RefSeq, a predicted model, not a curated record